GCUCCAUCGACGCUGCAACACUUCGCCAGUGUGUGUGCGUGUGUGCGUGUGUGUGUGUGUGUUACUGCCCUACUGACAGAACAUUCCACAUCCAGCAUCCAUCCAGGAAGGAAUCCUAUUCUUAUCUUUGUCGCUCCCUCUUUUCCAAAAAGACGCCAUGUCUUAUCAAGGCAAAAAGAACAUCCCGAAGAUCACGAGCGACCGGCUUCUUAUCAAAGGCGGCAGGAUCGUGAAUGAUGAUCAGUCCUUCCAUGCAGACGUCUACAUGGAGGAUGGCCUCAUCAAGCAGAUCGGUGACAACCUGAUCGUGCCUGGCGGAGUGAAGACCAUCGAGGCCAACGGCAAGAUGGUGAUCCCCGGCGGCAUCGACAUUCACACCCACUUCCAGAUGCCAUACCGUGGGACCACCACUGUGGACGACUUUGCUCAGGGCUCCAAGGCAGCGCUCGUUGGCGGCACCACCAUGAUCGUCGAUCACGUGAUCCCAGAGGCAGGAAGCAGCCUGAUGGAGGCCUACGACCAGUGGAGGCAGUGGGCUGACGAGAAGGCCUGCUGUGACUACUCUCUCCACGUGGACAUCACCCACUGGAACGACAGCGUCAAGCAGGAGGUGGAAAACCUGAUGAAGGACAAAGGUGUAAACUCCUUCCAGGUCUACAUGGCGGAUAAGGACUACUACCAGAUGAGCAACAGUGAGCUUUACGAGGUGUUUAGCUUCUUGGCAGAGAGGGGAGGUGUUGCUCAGGUCCACGCUGAAAAUGGAGAGAUCAUUGCAGAGGAGCAAGCACGGAUGCUGCAGAUGGGAAUCACUGGACCAGAGGGACACGUGCUGAGUCGGCCAGAAGAGCUGGAAGCGGAGGCCGUAUUUCGGGCCAUCACCAUCGCCAGCCAAACCAACUGUCCCCUCUACGUGACCCGCGUCAUGAGCAAAAGCGCCGCAGACCUCAUCUCGCAGGCCCGUAAAAAAGGGAAUGUUGUCUUCGGGGAGCCGAUCACGGCCAGCCUGGGUACGGACGGGACGCACUACUGGAGCAAGAACUGGGCGAAAGCGGCUUCCUUUGUCACGUCGCCGCCUCUCAGCCCUGACCCUACCACCCCGGACUACCUGAACACGCUCCUGUCCAGCGGAGACCUGAGCGUGACGGGCAGCGCUCACUGCACCUUCAGCGUGGCUCAGAAGGCCAUCGGCAAGGACGACUUCACUCAGAUCCCCGAGGGAGUUAAUGGGGUGGAGGAGAGGAUGGUGCUCAUCUGGGACAAAGCUGUGUCUACAGGCAAGAUGGACGAGAACAUGUUUGUGGCGGUCACCAGCACCAACGCCGCCAAGAUCCUCAACCUGUACCCACGCAAGGGUCGGAUCGCCGUGGGUUCUGAUGCCGACCUGGUCAUCUGGGACACGGACGCCGUAAGAACCAUUACGGCCAAGACACACAACUCGACUGCAGAGUAUAACAUCUUUGAGGGCAUGGAGCUGCGUGGAGCUCCACAGGUGGUCAUUUGUCAGGGCAAGAUUGUUCUGGAAGACGACAACCUACAUGUGACUUCCGGCGUGGGUCGCUUCGUCCCCUGCUCGCCAUUCCCAGACUAUGCCUACAAGCGCAUCAAAGCCAGGAAGCAGCUAUCUGUCCUAAGAGCAGUGCCCAGAGGAAUGUACGACGGCCCUGUGUCCGAAUUCUCCAUGUCGCGUGGCGGCACGCCCUCGGCCUCGGCUCGCACAUCGCCCACCAAGCAGCCUGUCAGAAACCUGCACCAGUCUGGAUUUAGUCUAGCAGGUAAAGCUGCACCUUACGGUCCCCCCAUCCCUGACGACCUCCCCAUCAGGCCUGCUGGUCGUCGCAUUACAGUGCCCCCUGGUGGCCGUUCCAACAUCACCUCCCUCAGUUAAACACCUUGUCUCCCCAGGUGGACUUCAGGUGCGCAUUCAGAGCCCAAGAAAGUGUGUCAGAGUGGGGGUGGGUUUGUCAUCAAGGAACAUUACUAAUUACAAACAACAAAAUGCCUUACCUGUCAUAACCCAGACUUUUUUUUUGUCAGUUUUAUUCGUAUUUGGACUAGAAUGAAGCGUUUAAGAGAUGUCUUUUUAUUUAAA
Messenger RNA from Nerophis lumbriciformis (worm pipefish), 2089 nucleotides. RefSeq names its product dihydropyrimidinase like 3 (gene dpysl3). Gene Ontology annotation, molecular function: hydrolase activity, acting on carbon-nitrogen (but not peptide) bonds, in cyclic amides. NCBI's taxonomy places the organism in Eukaryota, Metazoa, Chordata, Actinopteri, Syngnathiformes, Syngnathidae. The record is from RefSeq and is a predicted model, not a curated record. Gene Ontology annotation, cellular component: cytoplasm; cytosol. Gene Ontology annotation, biological process: actin crosslink formation.